Molecule: messenger RNA, 1302 nt
Organism: Coniophora puteana RWD-64-598 SS2
Lineage: Eukaryota; Fungi; Basidiomycota; Agaricomycetes; Boletales; Coniophoraceae
Product: MFS general substrate transporter
Exons: 6
Coding region: 1-1302 (433 amino acids)
Biological process (GO): transmembrane transport
Cellular component (GO): fungal-type vacuole membrane
Molecular function (GO): transmembrane transporter activity
Source: RefSeq, a predicted model, not a curated record
AUGAGCGAUAUCGAGGAAGGCCAAGAACGCGCCAGAGCUCAAGCAGGAGGCCCGGGGAGCAACAAUGCAGAGAACGGAGACCUCAACUGGCGGUCGGCAAUCUGCGUCGCGGGCUCGUUCUUGGCUCUCUUCGCCUCGUUCGGACAGAUGAACGCGUUCGGGACAUUCCAGACGUGGUACGCGGACCACCAGCUCGCGCACCUGGAGCCGUCGACGAUCGCGUGGAUAGGGUCGAUGCAGCUGUGGACGUUCUUUUUUCUGGGUGGAAUUGUUGGGCGCGCCUUCGACGUGUACGGACCCAUGCCACUCAUGGUAGGCGGAACAGUGUCGAUGCUAGCUAGCAUGCUCGCAACGAGCUUUGCAACGGAAUUCUACCAGUAUUUUCUCGCACAGGGACUGCUCUUCGGAAUCUCGAUGGCGCUACUAUUCUACCCACCUCUCAGCGCGAUUUCGACGCUCUUCCGACGUUACCGUGCUACUGCACUCGGAAUAGCUUCCGCAGGCUCGGGCAUAGGAGGCGUGGUGUACCCAAUAUUGUAUCAACAUCUGUUCCGACAGAUCGGGUUUGCGUGGGGUGUCCGCGCGGCAGGGCUUCUGUCUAUUUGCUGUUGCCUGGUUGCCGUCCUUGCCGUCAAGAGCGAUCCGCCACCCAAGCGUAAUACAGACAAAGGAGGUCUCUUCCAGAAAUGUACGAUUUCGGACCGACCAUUUGUGCUGCUUGUCAUUGGGAGUGCUUUUGUCGCACUAGGUCUUUUUUCACCCUUCUUCUACCUUGCCGACUAUGUCCAGAAUUUCAUACAAUCAACCCCCUCUCUAUCUACCUCCACGUCCGCCAUCUCGGUAUUCUAUGUCCUCUCCGUUAUCAACGCAGGAGGCACAUUAGGCCGCAUCAUUCCGGCGCUCCUCUCAGACGCCCUGGGGCGCUUCAACCUGCUCGCCCCGUCAGCGUUCCUUGCUGGUUUAUCAUGCCUUGUAUUCUGGAUGUUCGCGAACAGUAUCCUGGCCUCGAUGCUCUUCGCGGCGGUGUUCGGUUUUCUCUCCGGAGCGUUUAUUUCGCUCAUCACACCGUGCGUCGCUCAGAUCUCGGAAAAGCGCGAGAUCGGGACGCGGAUUGGGGUGCUAUACAGUAUGCUGUCUGUGCCGUCACUGCUCGGCGGCCCGAUCGCAGGCACCCUGAUCCAGCGCGGACACGGCUCGUACGAAGACAUGAUCGCGUUCGCCGGCGCUGUUAUCAUGGUCGGCUCGCUGUUUAUCUUCUGGGCGAAGCUCAGCAUCGACCGGCGCGUUCUUGCGACGGUGUAG